Messenger RNA from Molossus molossus (Pallas's mastiff bat), 2000 nucleotides. RefSeq names its product caveolae associated protein 4 (gene CAVIN4). Lineage: Eukaryota; Metazoa; Chordata; Mammalia; Chiroptera; Molossidae. Gene Ontology annotation, cellular component: caveola; cytoplasm. Bases 55 to 1170 code for a protein of 371 amino acids. The record is from RefSeq and is a predicted model, not a curated record. The transcript has 2 exons. Gene Ontology annotation, biological process: regulation of gene expression.
UCCAAGUGCCACAAUUGAUUGUGGUAGGCCCUCUUUAACUGAGAAAGAAAGAAGAUGGAACACAACGGGUCUGCUUCCAGUGCUGGUAAGGUCCACCAGAAUCGCCUGUCAGGUAUGACAGAGGAAGACCAAGAAGCCGCUCUCACCAUUGUGACUGUGCUGGACAAGGUUGCCUCCAUCGUGGACAGUGUGCAGGCGAGCCAGAAGAGAAUCGAAGAGAGACACCGGGGGAUGGAAAACGCCCUCAAGUCUGUCCAGAUUGACCUGCUGAAGCUCUCACAGUCACACAGCAAUACCGGCUACGUCAUUAACAAGCUGUUUGAGAAAACCCGAAAAGUCAGUGCUCACAUUAAAGACGUGAAGGCCCGAGUGGAGAAGCAACAACUUCACGUUACGAAAGUUGAAACUAAGCAAGAGGAAAUAAUGAAGAAGAACAAGUUCCGUGUGGUCAUAUUCCAGGAGGAGAUUCGGUGUCCGACAUCCCUGUCUAUUGUCAAAGACAAAAACCUAACUGAGACUCAAGAGGAAGACGAUGAAGAUGUCUUUGAUCCCCCAAUAGAUCUGUCUUCGGAUGAAGAGUAUUACGUGGAAGAAAGCAGGUCCACCAGGCUUAGAAAGUCAGGCAAGGAGCACAUUGAUAACAUAAAAAAGGCAUUUUCCAAAGAAAACAUGGCGAAGACACGGCAGAAUUUUGACAAGGGAGUCAACAGAAUUAGAACUAGAAUAGUGACCCCGGAGAGGAGAGAGAGACUCAGGCAGUCAGGAGAGAGGCUGAAACAGUCUGGAGAGAGGCUGAAACAGUCUGGAGAGAGGCUGAAACAGUCAGGGGAAAGAUUUAAAAAAUCGAUUUCGAAUGCAGCUCCCUCUAAGGAAGCUUUUAAGAUUCGUAGCCUUCGGAAAGCUAAAGGCCCGACAGUGGUGGCCGCAGGUCCAGAAGAGGUCAGGGAGAUGGGCGUGGACAUCCUCGCCGGGAGCCGGUCUCUGGGCCCCAUCAGUGAGCUCUACAGUGACGAGCUCAGCGAAACGGACCGAGAGGAGGCCAGGGGCGUGUGUCCUCCCCUCGAAGGGGGGGACACCCCAACCCCUGAGCCUUUAAAAGUUACUUUUAAACCCCAGGUGCAAGUAGAGGAUGACGAAUCUCUUUUGCUAGAUUUAAAGCAGUCUUCAUAGCGAGGAAUCAAGUAUAUUUUAAGUAUCAACAACCUUAAUCACGCAGUUUCAGUUUAAGUAGUAUGGUCACUUAACUUUUGUAGGCUGUGUAGGGACAAAAUACAGAGUAUGAUUUUUCAUUUAUGUUUAAAAUCUUAAAGGUACUACCAAUAUAUACAUUUCCUAGUAAUCCCCUUGGGAAUGUUUUCUUCCUCCCCCCGGGCUUAUAAGAUUCUAGCAGCUUCCUCUCAUGUCCCUCUCACGGCAGCUGUGGGUUCUUAAGUUCCUCUCUCUUCUUGCUCACCAGAAAAAUAGCUUCCUAGAGAGGGUCAGUGAGGUGUUUAGUAGCUUGAAACACGAGAAGGGCAAAUGUGUGGCCAUCGUUUGCAAGUGAACUCUCAGUUUUGGUCUAGAUUCACUGGGGUGACCAGCCUCCAAGGGGAUUGUAUCAUCCGUAUGUUCAGAUCCCCAGAUGGGGGGGUAAAGCACAAGCACACGUCUUGGUGAUGCGUUUGCGUGCAGCGUGGAAGUUCUGGACUUGAGCGUUUGCUCUGGUGUCACCGCUGUACGUGCUGCGAGCACUUGGCACAUCACCUGCUCGUCGGCUCCUCAGUAGGUUGGGGAGGGUUUGCCUAUCCUGCAUCUCAGAGAACGGUUGUGAAGAUCAAAGGAAACAACGUGCAUUCCGGGGGAACGAGCCGUGCUGAUUCCUCAGACAGCAUCGAAUUGAUUACAGCUGCUGAGAAAGCCCUGUGCCGGGCGGUGAGGACCGAGGUGGGGACACGAAAGGUCUUCAGAAGCCUUUUCACAGAAUCAGGAAUGAAAAACAAAUGGGUAACUUUUUUUUUUUU